CGCCGCUCUUCGUUUGCUCGCCGGCGGUGCCACCGGGAGAUGAUAAGACCUGACGAGGAGGAUGAGGACCAUCUGUGAUGUCUGCGAGAGCGCCCCUGCCCUUCUCUUUUGCGCCGCUGAUGAAGCCGCUCUCUGCCGAGCUUGCGACGAUAAGAGUGCAAAUGGGUGCAGGGAAAUUUCUCUGGCAGACAUGCAUGGAUACUGCUUUAUUUGGAAGUGGUUCAUGAGUGAAAAUAAUGGCUGAGACCUCCAAGUGGUGUAUUCUCAUAAAGAAAUCAUAGGUUCAUAUGUGCAACAAGCUUGCUAGCCGACAUGUGCGUGUAGGACUUGCUGACCCAAGUGAAGUUCCUCGUUGUGACAUAUGUGAAAAUGCACCUGCUUUCUUCUAUUGUGAGAUAGAUGGAAGCUCCUUGUGCUUGCAAUGUGACAUGAUUGUGCAUGUCGGAGGAAAAAGAACUCAUGGAAGAUAUCUGCUCUUGCGGCAGCGGGUUGAGUUUCCAGGUGAUAAACAAGCUCACAUGGAAGAUGCCGCCAUUCAACCUAAGGACCCUGUUGAAAGUGGCAGGGACCCUUAUCAGGCACUUAAAUCAGUCACUAGAGGCCGGAUGCAAAAUCAUAGGAUUCCUACUGCUGCAACUUUAGAUGAAAAUAAUGAUGAUCAUGGCAAGAUUGAUUUAAAUAUGCGACCCCUUAGAACUCUAGGGCAGGCUUCAAACCCACAGCCACAGGGUGUCGAUCUUUCGAGUGGUAACAACCAUGACACCGCCGGAGUGGUUCCAACGGGGCCUUUUAAAGGCGACGUAGAGAAGUGAGAGUACACGCCCCGGCCACUGUUAAUUUCCCGGUAAAUGCUCUUUGGUUUUUUGGCCAUUUGUUUUAUGAGAAAGUGAGAGAUGCUCAUAUCUCAUGGAUAUUAUUAGUCAGAAGGGACAUAUGUUAUCUUUGUGCAUAAUUCCCAUUAAGCUAUUGAUGUACCUUAGUUCUUGGAUAAUAAUGAGUUCAUUUGGACACCAUGUACAAAUUUUCCAAAAAGGGAAAAGAAAUUCAGGUGCA
Dioscorea cayenensis subsp. rotundata (Guinea yam) is the source of this 1053-nucleotide messenger RNA. RefSeq names its product B-box zinc finger protein 19-like. Gene Ontology annotation, cellular component: nucleus. Lineage: Eukaryota; Viridiplantae; Streptophyta; Magnoliopsida; Dioscoreales; Dioscoreaceae. The record is from RefSeq and is a predicted model, not a curated record. Gene Ontology annotation, biological process: regulation of DNA-templated transcription; photomorphogenesis. The coding region runs from base 288 to 812 and encodes 174 amino acids. Gene Ontology annotation, molecular function: zinc ion binding. The transcript has 6 exons.